Molecule: messenger RNA, 1689 nt
Organism: Arachis ipaensis
Lineage: Eukaryota; Viridiplantae; Streptophyta; Magnoliopsida; Fabales; Fabaceae
Biological process (GO): ubiquitin-dependent protein catabolic process
Source: RefSeq, a predicted model, not a curated record
AAGUAAAAAAAGGCUGCCCCACAUCUUGGUUUAGCACCACUAUACCCUCAUAACACAGAACAUCACAUGUAUGCUUCCAAUAACCAAAAAAAUGAGCCUACUAGCCCAAGUUCAAUUACCCCGGUUCCUUCGUUCUUCAUGUUCUACCAGGCGGUCAGCAACCGUCGGAGAAAUGGGCCACUAUUUCACUGCUAUGACAAAAAACAGACAGCGCCACUCUGAUAUAGUUCAGGCAGUGUCGACGGCUGAGGAACUUGGAAAUUUCAGAAUUUCUUCUUGUGUCUCCUUAAGAACUUGGCUCAAUAGUUCGGAUAGCGAUAGCGAUAAGCUCGAUGAUUUCCAUAGGCUUGUGAGGGAUGGCGACGUUAGACGACUCUGCCAAAAUGUGUACUUUGGUCGGUUCGAUCAUAAACGCAAAGGUAGCCAAAUCCGUGGUCUUGAAAGGCCUUCUUGAUUCGGUUGGCAGCAACGGUGGUGUGAUCCCGUUGACUAACGUCUCCGGCGAUGUUCUCUCAGAGGUCAUCCUCUUCUUGCAGAAGAAACGUGAUUUCCAAGAGAUCGUCGACAAAAUUGCCGCCAACUACAAGGGCUGGUCCACGGCCUUCAUCAACCGGAACCGUCCCAUUCUCCGCGAAUUGCAUCAGGCUGCGGAAGAUCUUCAGAUCCCGAGCUUAUUGGCUAUGACAACUCAGGAGCUAGAGCGCCAUGGUGGCUGCCACACCAACGAGUAUUCGUUCAGCCAAAUGUUCCAUUAUUUCACUGGUGUGGACAACAACCGUAGCAGAGAGAUUCUAGAGGAAUUGGACCGCGCUAAGUUAUUAGGAGGCAGUGUUGUUGCCUGUAAAGGCUUUAGGGACUGGUUCACUCAAACAGGAGAUUUUGGCAAGAGUCGUCUCGAGGAAUUCCAGGCUCUCAUGAUGUCCACUGACUUUAGGAAUAUCUGCCUUUCUCUUUACUGUGGUGACUACCGUCAUCAAGAAUUGAACCAUGUUUCCCUUACAAGUUCUGAUGGAAAGGUCUUAGAGAUGUUUGUGCCUGUUGCCGUUAAUCAAUCGCUGUUCUUGAGAAAGCUUGUUGGAUACAAUGGGAAUUCUGAGAACAUCAAUGUGAGCUGCACUGGCCAUGUUCUCUCUCAGGUCAUCGACUUCUGUCAGAAGACAUAUGAUUUCCUUGAGAUACAUGAUUUCCACCCUAUCGGGGAGGGCCUUCUGAUUGUGGACCAUUUCCAAGGCUGGAUGACAGAAUUCCUCAAGCGUAACCGAUGCAUUCUCCCACAUUUGGAUACAGUUGCGGACUUUCUCAACAUACCAAGCCUCUUGGUUGUGACAACUGAGGAAGUGGCAGACCUGGCGGCAAGGAUCCUUGACAAGACAUCGAUUUGGUGUGAGAAAUUAUCAUUUUCGCGAAUGCUCUCAUCCCUUUAUGUUAGAGUCACAGAGUAGGCUUGGCCAUCAAGUCGGAAAUUGGUUUGCUAGCUGUUGUUAAUCAAAGGAAUUGUUGAUUGCUCGUUCACCAUUUUUAUGUUAGCUUUCUUGGUGAACUUCAGUUUGUUUCCUAUUUGAAGGUUGUAGAAACAAUUGAUGAUGAACCCAUUUGGAUAUUGCUCUGCUAUGGAGCAUUACUCUCUAAACCGUUAUGUAUAAGUAUAUGAUUUUGAUGGAACUUAGUUGAUUUUUGCAUUGGUUAGUU